AUGGCAGUCCAGCUCCGCUCCGGGAAGACCUGCAUGACUCCGACCGUCGCCCAGGAGGUUCACCGCGCUCAGCAGCGCACUAAAAAAAUAACGGCCAAGGGCACCCACGACUCCGCCAUAAUUGUAGAGACUGCCCACUUCUACACGACGCACAUUCAGGCGCUUCAACAGCAGCAGAGCGACCUCGCGUCAGAGUUGCAAGCUGCGGAGGACGCCUACGCGGAUCUGAGCAAGAACUACGAGCAGUUGAAUGCGAUCGAAAACGCUUCGACAUGCUGUCUGGAUGGCCGAUUCGGCCUCGCCCCUCCAAAUGAUCCACCGGCUUUCCUCAAGAAGUUCGUGUCGACUCCUGCUUCUCUCCGCCAUAUUCGUGCGUACAACAACGUGUUCGCUUUCACCUCUAUGGGCGCUUCGAUUGGAGAAAACGUUGCCGUCGACAACAACUACGCAAACGGUCGGCAAGGCGUCUACACAUUCCGAGUUCAAGGUGGCGAAAGAUACAUGCGCAAGCAGUACUACGACUCCAUGGCUAUCGUGCGAGAAAUAGGCAAGCCCGAUCUAUCUAUCACCAUCACGUGCAAUCCGGAUUGGCCAGAGAUCAAGGCGGCGAUGCUGCAGAAUCAGCGGGGCGCUGAACGGCCGGACUUGGUUGCUCGAGCUUUCAAGCUUAAACUGGAGGCCAUCAAGGACGACAUAAUCAGGAAUGAAGUGUUUGGAAAGUGCUUGCGCAGCAACAACAAGACAAUUGAAGAUUUCCGCGGUCUGCCCAAGUUGGCUGACUUUAGUGAUCUUCACCCUGCGGACGCGACAACAAACCGAUUGAUUGAGGCAGAGCUAUCGUACGAUCAAGCGGAAAUGGAAGCUUUACGGGACCAAGCCGAUCGCUUGAAUGACGGUCAAAGAAACGUGUAUGACAAGGUGGUCAGCGCUGUUCAGCUCGAAAAUGGCGACGAGAAGCUUUUCUUUCUGGAUGGCCCCGGUGAGCGCCACCGCCAAGAUGGAGACCGGCUGAACGCUACGAAGGACGCGCUCAUACAGGCGCAGCAGCGGCUAGCGGGGCGCGGGGAAAAGCUGAACUAUCUGGGGCUCAAGACCGAGCAAAUGAAGAAGACGUCUGAGGACUUUUACCAGACAAUGAAAGCUUUCAACGAGAAGAACGCCAACAAGAAGUGGUAUGAAAUCUAA
Molecule: messenger RNA, 1185 nt
Organism: Phytophthora sojae
Lineage: Eukaryota; Oomycota; Peronosporomycetes; Peronosporales; Peronosporaceae
Exons: 6
Coding region: 1-1185 (394 amino acids)
Source: RefSeq, a predicted model, not a curated record